UAAGCCCCGCCUCCGUCCAGCCUCAGCCCCGGGGUCUCUGGCCUAUUGGGGACCCGCUGCGGGAGCCCCGGAAGCCUCCCGGCCCCCUGCCGCCCAGCCUGCGGCUCCGCUCUCAGCCGCUUUCUCUACCUCUCCCGUCCCCCUCCGCUCGUGCUCUCUCGCCGCUCGGUCAAAUAGAAGAAGAGAAAACUGGAAGACGCGCGGAGCAGUUUCUCCCGGACAGACGUCGAGUGACACUUGUGUGAACAGAAGUGUGUUCCGGCGGAAAGCCAGCGCCGGCCCAGGCCCGGCGACAGAAAGCACGCUCCGCUCCCCGGCCCGCGGGUUCGUUCAGAAGCCGCCCCAGACUUGGGGUCGCGAUGCAGCCCCCUGCCGCCAGCAGGUUCACGCUGGGCCUCCCGGUCCUGCUGCUGGUGGCCUGGGUCACGGCGGCGGCGGCGGCGGCGGCCGGAUCGGUCGUGGGCGCGGCGAGCAGCGGGCGAGAGACACAUGCUCUCUCUCUUUCCUACAAUUUCAACAUCACAUCUCGGGCCAGGCCUGGACAACCAUGGUGUGAGAUUCAAGGCCUGGUCAAUGGAAACCAGUUUCUUUCUUACGACUGUCGGGGCAAGGAGGUCAAACCCGUUGGUCCUCUGGGGAUGAAGCUGAAGGACACAGCGUUUUGGGAGAGACAAAAGGAAACUCUGGAAGACCUGGUGGAAGAGCUCAGAAGGAAACUGCUGGACAUCAAAACAGAGAUUUUCACUAAGAGCCAUCCUCUCACCCUGCAGGGCAGGCUGGUGUAUGAGUGUGGACCGGACAGACACCCCAGAGGAUCCUGGCAGUUUGCCUUCAAUGAGCAGAUAACCCACCGCUUUGACCCGGAGACCGGAAAUUGGACAAUGGUGCCUCCUGAGGACCAGCGGUUCCAGGGCACGUUGGACAGUGACGGAGAGCUGACCGGCUUCCUCAUGAGGAUCUCAAACGGAGACUGUAAGGGCUGGCCCCAGCAAGUACUGGAGCACUGGGAUGAAAUGCUGGAGACAACAGGAGCACCAGCCACAACCCCAGGUGUAGUCCGAGCCAAAGGCACAGCCAUCAAGCUGAUCACCUCCAUCCUCCCUGUGCUCCUCACGUGCUCAAUCCUCCCUGGCAUCCAAGGCAGACUCCUUUGAGUAACAGGGGCUGAAGGUGCUACAAGAAGCCCCUGAGGAUGUGCUGUCAUUCACCCACUCUCCCCUCUGGUGGGUGGCCUUUCUUCCACCUGCUGUUCAUGUCAACCAACGGGAGCUUCAAUCCCUAUCGCAAAGGCAGAAUCCUCCAAAUCCUCCAGGAGAUCAUGAUUAUGGUGGAGAUACAAUAUUUCACUGCCUUCAUUCUCGGUCAUGAUGAUCCUCCUCUGCACUUUUUCUUAACACUGAUGCUCUGGUGCUCACUGUUGGGAUUCCUGCACUUUGCCUUCUAACUGGCUGAACAAGAAUUAUGAACAAAGAGAAUAUUUCCCAAGUUCUCCUUUGGUAUCAGAAAUCAGACACUUGUGAACAUCAUGAGCUGUUCGUUGUUAAAAGAAUACUGUGUGAAAGUAGAAUCUCAGGGCUUCUUUCUCUUUUUUGAAACUCAGGUCUUUUAAAUAGAACAAGAUUAGGGCACCUGGGUGGCUUAGUCGUGAUGUGUCUGCCUUUGGCUCAGGUCGUGGUCCCGGGGUCCUGGGAUCGAGCUCCGCAUCGGUCGGGCUCCCUGCUCAGCGGGAGGCCUGCUUCUCCCUCUCCCACUCCCCCUGCUUGUGUUCCCUCUCUCCUGUCUCUCUCUCUCUGUCAGAUAAAUAAAUAAAAUCUUUAUAAAUAAAUAAAUAAAUAAAUAAAUAAACACAA
Mirounga angustirostris (Northern elephant seal) is the source of this 1850-nucleotide messenger RNA. Its product is annotated as UL16-binding protein 1-like. The transcript is spliced from 5 exons. Bases 360 to 1154 code for a protein of 264 amino acids. Lineage: Eukaryota; Metazoa; Chordata; Mammalia; Carnivora; Phocidae. The record is from RefSeq and is a predicted model, not a curated record. Gene Ontology annotation, cellular component: external side of plasma membrane. Gene Ontology annotation, biological process: immune response.